AUGAGAAGCAAUUAGCUCCACACCAGCAACUCAUUAGAAGUCUCAUUUAUACAUUACAAGCUCUCUUUCUCCCAAGUAUGACUUCCUCCCAAGUGAUAGUUAAGCUAUGCAUUACUAUCUUCUUCUUGAUACAUUAUGGUCCGCCUGCCUCUGCGCAGCUAAGUUCUACUUUCUAUUCCAGUUCAUGCCCCAAAGCCCUCUCAACCAUUAAGUCCGCUGUUAACUCUGCGGUGGCGAAAGAGAGCCGGAUGGGUGCAUCACUUCUCCGUCUUCAUUUUCAUGACUGCUUUGUUAAUGGCUGUGAUGGAUCUAUUCUCUUAGACGACACUGCAAACUUCACAGGAGAGAAGACAGCUGCUCCUAAUAAUAAUUCAGUGAGAGGGUUUGAUGUUGUCGAUACCAUCAAAUCCAACCUAGAAAGCAUCUGUCCCGGUGUCGUUUCUUGUGCUGACAUCUUGGCUGUUGCUGCUCGUGAUUCCGUCGUCGCUUUGGGUGGAUCCACAUGGUCAGUACUGUUGGGAAGGAGAGAUUCAACCACAGCAAGCUUAAGUGCUGCAAACAGCAACAUCCCUUCACCCUUCUUGAAUCUUAGUGGUCUCAUAACUGCCUUCACAAACAAAGGAUUCACUACAAAGGAAAUGGUGGCUCUUUCAGGGUCUCACACAAUAGGGCAAGCAAGGUGCACACUAUUCAGAAGUCGAAUCUACAAUGAGACCAACAUAAACACGGCGUAUGCGACAUCUUUGAAGUCGAAAUGUCCGAGCUCUGGUGGGGAUAAUAAUCUCUCCCCUCUCGACACCACGAGUCCUACUACCUUUGAUUCUGCCUAUUACACCAACUUGAUCAACAACAAGGGCCUUCUACACUCUGAUCAACAGCUCUACAGUGGCGGUAGUGGCUCUACUGAUUCUCAAGUGAAGUCCUAUAGUUCCAAUUCUGCAACUUUUUUCACAGAUUUUGGGAACGCCAUGAUAACUAUGGGAAACCUUAGCCCACUCACUGGCACUAGUGGUCAGAUUAGGACCAAUUGUAGGAAAGUUAAUUCAGGAUAAGAAGAGACUCAAUUUUCUAUAAUUUUUCAGUUUUCCUAUUUUGGAUCAUACUCUAAAAGUUGAUUCCUCCCUAGCUGGCAACCUUGAUGUACUUGUUAAGCAAACCAAAAUGGUUUGGUACUUAUUAAUCGAAUAAAGAUUAGGAAUAUUAAAUUAAA
Macadamia integrifolia is the source of this 1210-nucleotide messenger RNA. Its product is annotated as cationic peroxidase 1-like. The record is from RefSeq and is a predicted model, not a curated record. The coding region runs from base 78 to 1052 and encodes 324 amino acids. Gene Ontology annotation, molecular function: heme binding; peroxidase activity. NCBI's taxonomy places the organism in Eukaryota, Viridiplantae, Streptophyta, Magnoliopsida, Proteales, Proteaceae. The transcript has 4 exons. Gene Ontology annotation, biological process: hydrogen peroxide catabolic process; response to oxidative stress.